AUGGUGCUGGAAAACCGUCAUUUAAGUUUGAGAGAGGUAGCUCAUGACCUUAGCGUGUCUCACGAAUCAAUUCGCAACAUUUUACACCAUCAAUUAGGCAUGAGACGGUUGGCUGCUCGACUAGUACCAAGAGAGUUGAACUUUCUUCAAAAAAAUCUUCGGAAGAAGGUGGCUGAAGAAAUGCUUGAGCAAGUUAAUUCGGACCCAUCGUUUAUCCAGCGCAUUAUAACAGGUGAUGAAACGUGUGUAUAUGAGUUUGACAUGCAAACCAGUCAACAGGCGGCUGAAUGGCGCUAUCCACAUGAGCCGAAACCAAAAAAGCCACGUCAAAGUCAGUCAAAAGCGAAAGUCAUGCUGCUCGUUUUCUUUGAUUAUCGUGUUGUCUACUCGGAAUUCGUUCCAAAUGGUUCUUCGAAUGUCAUGGGCUUUAUGAAAGAAAUAGAUACAAUUUUAAGCAAGUUGGAAGAAGCUGAUGAACACGUGUCCGACGAGAUGGCUGUAUCUAAAAAAAUGGACAGUUGGGAAAAAGAUCAGGCUAGGCUGCUGAAGAUUGUUGAGGAAAUGAAUAGUGGAUCAAGCAACAGUGAGUCUGAAUCUGAUGCUGACAGUGCUGAAAAUAACAAUUCGGAUAGUGAAGAUGAUGAAUCAACUACAGAUGAGGAAUAUGAAGCACCAGAAGAACCAGAAAAUGAUGAGACAUGGCAUACCAAUACAACAUCUAUAAGAAACUUUUCUUUUGAUGCAGAUGCCGCUGGGAUUCUUUUGGAUAUAGAAGAAAAUGUUUCUCCAAUUCAGGUUUUUGAAAAAAUAUGGGAUGACCAAGUAAUGGAAAUGAUUAUAAAAUCUACGAAUGAUUACGGCAUAAAACUUUGCAAUCAAGCACGGCCACAUACAAGGCAUAGUAGAAAGGCAAAUUUCAAAAAUACUGAUAUGAUCGAAAUGAGAAAGUUUUUAGGUUUGUGUUUGCUUCAGUCCCAGCUAAAAUUCUCCAGCAUUAGAAAACUCUUUUCCAUUGAUGCAUUACAUUACCACCCAGCAUUUCCGUCACAAAUGUCUGGAAGGAGGUUUGAGCAAAUAUUGAGGUGUUUUUGUGUUGAGGAAGAAAAUUCAAACGACCCUUUGAGGAAAAUAAAAAUAUUUCUUGAUUUGCUCAUACAAAAGUUUGCGAAUGCAUAUGCACCAAAUGAAGCAUUAUCAUUAGAUGAAUCGUUGUUAUUAUUUCGAGGAAGGCUUUAUUUUCACACGUACAUGAAAGGCAAAAAGGCAAAAUACGGAAUUAAAUUCUAUGAACUUUGUUCAGCCCAAGGUUACGUUUUGAAUAUAGAAGUAUACAAAGGCCAUCGAGAAAACGAUGAAAACAUGACAACUAUUGAAAGUCUUGUGAUGCGAUUGAUGCAGUCAUACUUAAACAAAGGCCAUCAUUUGUUCAUGGAUAAUUAUUACAACAGUCUACCAUUGUCUAACAAAUUACUUAGCAAAAAGACACAUGUGACAGGAACUCUUCGUGUAAAUAGGAAGGGUCUGCCACAAGAAAUAACACGUCGUAAGCUUAGAAAAGGAGAACAUGUAUGGCGACGCCAAAAUCAGACUUAUGUGUCCAAAUGGAAAGAUAAACGGGAUGUGCUAUGUCUAACAACAGCUUACCACCCAAGCAUGAUAAACACAGCUAACCGGCGACAACAGGAAAAGAGAAAACCAAUUGAAAUAGUGAAUUAUAAUCAGAAUAUGUUAGGUGUAGACAGAGCAGAUCAGAUGAUGUCCUAUUAUUCCUGUCCACGGAAGACAAUUAGAUGGUAUAAAAAGGUAAUCUUUCAUCUACUGGAUGUAGCAGUAUGGAAUUCUUUCUACAUCUUUAAAGAAAAGACAGGUUCUCAAAUGAAGUAUAUAGAGUACAGGGAAGCAAUCAUACGAUCUCUAACUGGUAUAGAUAAUAAACGGGAUGGAAGAACUUUGGUUCAAUUUAAACGUGCACAAAUCCAAACCAAUGAAAUCAACAAUGGAACACAGCAUUUUCCUGAGAAAAUUUCACCUCCUGAAAAUUAUCAGCGAAAAACAUAUUUUCAGCGUUGUAAACAAUGUUAUAAACAGGGAAUAAGGAGGGAAACAUCAUAUUGCUGCAAGAAUUGCAUGUCAAAACCUGCACUGUGUCCUGCACCAUGCUUUGAAACAUGGCAUACCGAAAAUAAUGUAUAA
Molecule: messenger RNA, 2193 nt
Organism: Achroia grisella
Lineage: Eukaryota; Metazoa; Arthropoda; Insecta; Lepidoptera; Pyralidae
Product: piggyBac transposable element-derived protein 4
Exons: 3
Coding region: 1-2193 (730 amino acids)
Molecular function (GO): nucleic acid binding
Source: RefSeq, a predicted model, not a curated record